CUCUUAACUUUUUUUUGGCAUUUUUCAGAUUAUUGUAGAUGCGGCAUCAUGUAAACAUUGUUUCGGUGUUUAGCAGGUUGAGGGGGAGAGAUUUUAGUCACAUUAUUUAAUUUGGGAUAUUAAAUCCAUCACAGUGCAGCUGAAUAUGACAAUGUAUCAUGUUUUAUACACUGAUCUCGCAACAAUGAUUUCAUUUGUUAACUGAAAAUGAGUUUCUACUGCUUUUAUAAGUGAUUAAUCAUUUGAGGGACUUUGUGGUAAUCAUUUCCCUUCCCUGCUUAUUUUCAUGCUGUUCUGUCAUUGUAACUUAAUAUGUUUAGCUCUUGGACAACUGGAAAGAAGCAAUCUUGGUCUCUCAGAAAUCCUGCUGCUUCUUUUUCUAUAAAAAUAUUACAUAUACUAGAACAUAGACUAGGGUUGUUCAAAACCAGUGUCACAAAAAACACAACUGCCUAAAAUGCUGGAAUCAGCAUCAGUGGAAAACAAAAACAUAUGCACCAAUAUCUACAUGAUUCCAUGUAAUGCAUCCAUUCAUUCAUACCUUCAUGACAUGUAGUGACAUGUUUUUUUUCAGUGCACAAGGAGCCAAUAUCCAUAAAAGUAUAUAUUUUACUCAUCAGUCUUUAAACAGUAGGUAUCACAAUCAGUAUCAGGCAGAGAGGUACAUCUGAAAUUGAAUAAACGAUUUACGGAGAACAUAAAAUAGAAACAACCAUUAGUUGCAGCUGUAGAAAUUCGAGUCGAGUAAAAGCACAUGUAUUCCUUUGAAUGUUAGUGGGGUAUAAGUGUGAAGUAGCAUAAAAUGAACAUCCUUGAGUGAAGCACAAGUAGGCUGUCUAAAUAAUCGUACUGAAACAGCACUGAAGUGAAUGUAUAUAAUCUCCAGUGCUGUCAUCAGGUGUGUGUCUGGCUCUCAGUCUGUGGGGAACACUGCUGCAUCCUCAUGAAGUGAUGCUGCGACGAUCUUCAGCCCUAAAACAUGACAUCAUCCAGAAAGGCGUGUGUGUGGAGGUGGAGGGGGGGCUGUGAGGGGCGUUCAAGACUGCAAAAUCCAACAUCGUGACUGCACGGCUGUUGUUGCAAAGGGCGUGGACAUUUUUUUCUUUUUCUUUUUUAAAUUACACGGGAGAAGAGGAUGUAGUCUUCAUCACCUUGCGGCUGCGUGCGAGCGGCGUCACCUGCGAGGGGAAACGACGAGUUACGUCGAGGGUGGGAAAACAUCACGGCGGCUUUUAUUCACCCUGCCCGAGCGUGCGGCACUCGAACGCACCCCCUCUGCGAUGGACAGUUCCGACCAAAUGCAAUAAUAUAAACAAACAGGCCACCAUCUAUUGUCUCUGUCGCCUCAGACUGGGCUGCUCGGCUUUGCUCUCCAUGAGCUUCAUAUGGCUGUCAGCAGCGGGACACGUUUAGGAGAACAGUGAGAUAAUAAACCACAGCCGGUUCGCAUCAGAUAUGGCAGUGAGCACAUCUGAUCCUCUCUGUCAGCCGUGCGCCUACCAUGAAGCUUUCAAAGUGGAGCUACAGGUGAGGAGACCUCUGAUGCCCGUCCAGCUGAGCCCGGAGCAGGUGGGUCUGGAGAUGCUGUGCCUCUGUGGGCAGCUGGACCUCCUCAUCAGGGCGCAGAUGCAGCAGUUCCAGGAGCAGCUAGGACAAGGCUGUAGCCCAGAGGAGUCAGAUAAUUUCCAGGCCCAAGGAUCGGAGAUUCUCGACCAGAUGCUGCAGUGCCUUGAACAUCUACCAAAGCCAAUGCCACAGCUAGAGGACUAUCUGGACAUGGUGGGUCUAUCAGCGAUGUUUCCUCGGGUAGAGGUGUUCCUUAUUCAAGGCAGCCCGGUGGACAUGCUGGAGAGGCCGCCGAUGGAUGACUACUUCUUCCACAUCGCCAAACUGAACCAGCUCCUGGUGCUGAGUCAACAGCUAGAGGAAGAUAUCAGGCACCUUGGAAGUCAUAAAUACAUCGCCCACCAGCUCUCAGUUAUAUAUCAAGUCAUCAGCUCAUUCAGAGGAAUUCAAACGUUCACUGAAAUAAAGAAAGAUAUUGAGACCAACUUCAAACAGAUGAAACAGUGUCUAGUGGUGGAGGAAGGCUCCAGGCAUGAACCGCAGCUGGCUGCUCAGUACAUCAACUGGAUUUUAGAAGUAACACAGAGUUUGACAUCAGCGGUGUUGUCACUACCGGAGGAGCUGACGGAGGACCUUCACCAGGCCGUGACCUUCAUGUCACAGUUCCUGUCCUGACUCACCUCAAUGAAAGCGCCUGUGUCCGUGUAUCCAUUAUGUUCAGAUGCACCAGGUUUCUCCAGGAGUCUCCUGCUUCUAAAUGAACUGACGUUGUUAUGACUUUGAAAAAAAGGUGCUACACAACUUGAUUCAGCUGACUGACUGUGGGACUGGAUAGCCUUCUUCAUUUACAAAUCAUUAGGUUUUUUAUAUUGUCCUCCAGAAUGUGGCACAUGUUAGUCCGUUAGUCCGUAUGGUGCGUUGGUUGUUGGGAAUGUAUGCUUGUUGAAUCCCUCCUUGCACUACUGGUAUAAUUUGUCUGUUUUGGAAUAAUAAAAUUGAAUGCAAUAGA
This is a messenger RNA of Acanthopagrus latus (yellowfin seabream), 2575 nucleotides long. RefSeq lists its product as uncharacterized. The coding region runs from base 1456 to 2241 and encodes 261 amino acids. The record is from RefSeq and is a predicted model, not a curated record. NCBI's taxonomy places the organism in Eukaryota, Metazoa, Chordata, Actinopteri, Spariformes, Sparidae. The transcript is spliced from 8 exons.